ACCGACGUAUCGUAUCGUACCGUACCGUACUUCCAUUUACAACAAGUUUAACAAGUUUUUCAAAUAUUUUUGUUUUUUUUUUGCCAAAUUGAAAGACAAGUGAAAAGCGAGAAGUCAGUCGAUCUCCAGGCAGUUUAAACCCUGUGCAGUGCAGUCAGAUAUCAAAAAAUUCAGCAAAAGCAGCGUGAAGAAUCAAGAAUCUAAUCGAAAUCAAAUCAAAUCGCCACAGAAUCAUCCACACACGGCCACCGACAUGCAGAGCGACUUUCAGAGAAUGAAGAACUUUGCCAAUCCCAAGUCUAUGUUCAAAACCAGUGCUCCCACCGCCGAGCAGGGUGGCAACUCGGCUGCCAACACAGUUGCCCCUGGACGUCCGGAGCCCACUCCACCUGUCGCUGUGGCUGCCCCAGCCGCCGCUCCGGCCCCAGCUGCAGCUCCGGCUCAGCCCAAGGAUGAGGCUAAGCCUACCGAGGGCGGUGACGAUGUUCGCACAGAGCAUCUGUUCAAGCACCCCCUACAGAACACAUGGACCCUCUGGUACUUGGAGAACGAUCGUUCAAAGUCGUGGGAGGACAUGCAGAAUGAGAUCACAAGCUUCGAUGCCGUCGAAGACUUCUGGAGUCUAUACAACCAUAUCAAGCCCCCAUCUGAGAUCAAACUGGGCAGUGAUUACUCGCUCUUCAAGAAGGGAAUACGCCCUAUGUGGGAGGAUGCUGCCAACAAGCAGGGCGGUCGCUGGGUGAUCACCCUCAACAAGAGCUCAAAGACCGAUUUGGAUAAUUUGUGGCUCGAUGUGUUGCUGUGCCUGAUUGGCGAGGCCUUUGAUCAUUCGGAUCAGAUUUGCGGUGCUGUCGUGAACAUUCGUGGCAAGAGUAACAAAAUCUCCAUUUGGACAGCCGAUGGAAACAACGAGGAAGCUGCCCUGGAGAUUGGCCACAAGCUGCGCGAUGCCUUGCGUCUGGGACGACAGAACUCGCUGCAGUAUCAACUUCACAAGGAUACCAUGGUCAAGCAGGGAUCGAACGUGAAAUCUAUCUACACAUUAAAUUAAUCGUAACACAAGUCCAAGAACCCCGAAGUGAAACUGAAACCGAAACCGAUACACUACAUCGCCUGAACAUCGUUGAAUUAAUAGGCCAACACCCGUUUUCUGUAGAGAUCAUUAUUGGAAUAUACGAAAAAUAAACACGAGUACACUACAACAGGA
Messenger RNA from Drosophila guanche, 1207 nucleotides. It is a transcript of the gene eIF4E1, whose product is annotated as eukaryotic translation initiation factor 4E1. NCBI's taxonomy places the organism in Eukaryota, Metazoa, Arthropoda, Insecta, Diptera, Drosophilidae. The record is from RefSeq and is a predicted model, not a curated record. Gene Ontology annotation, molecular function: RNA 7-methylguanosine cap binding; translation initiation factor activity. The transcript has 7 exons. Gene Ontology annotation, biological process: translational initiation. Gene Ontology annotation, cellular component: cytoplasm; eukaryotic translation initiation factor 4F complex. Bases 254 to 1051 code for a protein of 265 amino acids.